Molecule: messenger RNA, 4872 nt
Organism: Cylindrotheca closterium
Lineage: Eukaryota; Bacillariophyta; Bacillariophyceae; Bacillariales; Bacillariaceae
Source: the annotation of a GenBank genome assembly
AUGUUUUCACGCUGCCUAAAAACGUCCAAUACUCUUCGCAGACAACUCUUUUCCACCUUUGGAUCAGCGGCCUUAUUUUCUCUGGCGCUUGUGGUGAUUGCGGCAGGGUUGUCCAUCUAUAGUGCUGGAGAGAUUGUGAAGGAACACUCGUCUAAUUUGAUGACAAAUCAUGUCGUGGACGCUUUAAAAACGUCCUCGAGACUCAUGGCAGAAAAGCUGACGGCAAGAUUGUCUGAGGUGGACAGUAGCGUUCAACUUAUGGUGGAAAGUGUCCAAGAUCGAAUUGUGGGAUAUCCAACUCUGGAAGGCUGGGAUGAAUGCAAGUACGUGCCGUUUGUUGAUUCGGAAACAGGGAAUCGCAAGUAUCCACUGGCCAUGCCACCAGUGCCAAUGGAUUGGAAUAUUUCAUAUACAAAUAUGCUGACCAGCAGUGAUGGUGAAAGUGGUGAAGCAUACGAAGCACACGACAGCCAGUACAAUCGAACGCGAAACCAAUUGGGAAAUCGAUUGCCGUACUACAGGGUUACUUCGGAAAGGAUUGAGCUGUCAGUGGAUGUUGCAUCUUAUCACUUUUUGGGCUCGUGUGAUCGUAAUGCGGAUCCAACUUCUUUGGAUUGGGUUCAAGGAUGCGUGGAAUGGCAAACUGAAAAUGAUAAUAACCAAACAAUAGGAGGCACCCACUACCCUCCUCCGACUCAUUCUGGAUUGUAUCAAAGCACUGGAGACCUGUCGGUCUUCAUGAAGCCGCUCUUUGAGAGUCGAUUGGAUGCGCUCCGAAUCAAUGUCUACCUUGUCAACAGUGGAGCCGGUGCCACCCUCUCAUAUCCAGCGAGUCGAGUAACGCCAAUGUCAAACUUUAAGCAAAAACAGAUUGGAGAGGACGGAUUAUUCUACAUUAGCAACGGUUGUGAGUGGAUGAGGGAUAUCAAUAGUCGAACGGGGAAGCCCUACGGAUCAACCGAAUUUUGUCACCCAAAGGGGGCCAAGGUGCCAUACACUGAAUACAAUCCUAUGGAAGAGGAAUGGGCCCCCUAUUUCUUGGAGCAAACCGACAAGGUCGGAUAUUUCUCGCCUCCAUGUAGUGACGAUGAUGACAACCACGACUCCAAGAUUCACCAACACCAGCUGUUGAAGGCAGGAAAGGCAAUCAUGGACCGAUUAACUGGAGAACUAAUUGGAUUCACCACCAUUGAUAUUGCGGUUCAGUCCCUUGAAGAUGGGCUUGAAGAUGCGGCUGCCUGGUCGAAUGCUACCGAAGUUUUCAUUAUUCGCAAGAGCGAUGGACAAGUGCUAGGGGCAAGAUUACCAGACGACAAGGAACACGGACACAAUAAUAGCCAGGAUACCAACAGGCGUCUUUUGGAAAUGGCCAAGAGUGGCGAUGUGUUUGAAUAUGAUGAUCACCUUGUGUCGGCGAAUCCCUUGGUGCCUUCCAAAGAUUCAGAGUCCGGUGAAGAUAAUCAUCAUGAUGACCACCCAGAUACUUUUGUGCCACAAUACUAUGUCUUGCUUUCCAUUCCAACAUCCAACGUGCCACUGAAGGAAGAAAUCAAUGCUGCAAUUGACAACGAUGUCAUUCGCAAUGUCAUGACGAGUCUCAUUCUUUUCCUUGUUGGAUGUUUGGCUUUCUUUAUCAUUCUUGGAGGAGUCUCUUCAGCUCUCACCGAUCCAUUGCUCUGGAUUGAAGAUGUCGCCCACAGAGUUCUACGAGAUCAAAACAGCCAUCGGCGGAUCGUUCUAAAUGGCGAUCCUGUGAAAGGGAACCUUAGCAAAGUUGGAGCAGUAAGCUAUGCCCCCAAAACAGAAGUAUAUUACUUGGUGAAGGAAUUCCAGAGCGUUCUUUCAGGUCUGAGUGGUGAAGGUGUCAGUCGAGUUGCUUCUCCUACUCCAAAUUCCACAAAGAAUGGUCUCACCUACAGUAAUGAAUUCGAAAGCUACUAUGGGUUUUCGGACGAGAGCGAGAAACAAUUGCAUUCAUUUGAUCCGGCUGGGAUGAGAGAGGAUGGGAUGCGAAAAGAAAAUUCCAAGUCCCGAUUCACCCUGCCAUCGAUGGACGGAAAUCGGAUCGAGAAUACCAGUGUUGUUGAAACUCCCUCGAGGAGAAUCAGCAAGUAUCCCAAUCCUGGGCCAGUAAUGAACGAAAGCCUUUUAGCGACCAAGCCAGUGCGCGAAAUCAAAGGAUCUGAAAGGAUUUGCAAAAGUUCAUUGUUUCGAUGGAUUGUGAUUUUGAUCAUUAUUCCAUUGGUCUUGACCAAUGCAGUCCUGGUGACAUUGGUGACCAAUAGUAUCACUAGCAGCACUCCACAAUGGAUUCAACUUGCGGAAGAAGGUUCAGAACGAAUUGCAAGGCAGAAUUUGCUUUUUGUUGCAAGAACAAAAGCGUCAGUCAUGUCGUCGGUGGUCCGAAGAGUAACGCGAGAUCUGCAUUUUUUCUCCAGAGUGGUUGGAUGGCUUUUCUUUGAGGGAAUCACUCGGUCAGAUUCAUUUACAAAAGGAAGAUCUGGCUCAGCUGAAACGUGCAAGAAUCAUUCUGCCGAGGACCCCAUCUGCCCUGUCUUUCCAGAGAUCCCUUGCAGCUGCGAUUGGGAGAGUCCUUGGGAAACGAAACCUUGGCCGGGAUGCUCCAUCUUUGAAAAUGUCACGGAUUCAAGGUUCCUUCAGGAGUUUCAUUUGACUGGACAAUUGACAGACGCUGACAAUACAACCGGGAAUCGAAACUCCACUCUGAGCUUUCCAGAACUGGGCAGUAUACCUGAUACAACCUAUUGGUAUUCCAACCCAGCGGAAGCUCCAGGAGCCAGUAAGGGAACGAAUGCAUCGGGGGAUGAAACCACCUAUGAUCGAAUGCGAGUGUCUUCGGCUGCAUCAGUUGUCUAUUUUCCAAUUUAUAACUAUGCUACAAGUCUGGGAAAGAAGAAACCAAUUCUUGGAACGUUCAUAGGGUUUGAAAAGGAUGGCAUGUUUCAUGGAGCAGAUGGAUGCUAUGGUUUUGAUGGAGAAAUACCCCAUGCUGUAUCAAGCAAGGCCAAUCGUGCAGCAGAAAUUGCGCCGAAUCUUUGUCCGGAGGGGAAAUAUGGCUAUGAUCCUCGAUGCCGUGAUUGGUAUGCCACUGGCAAACGCUUGUACAUGGAAGGGCAGGUACCUGUUCAUGUCACAUCACCAUAUACCUUCCAGACAACCACACUCACAAUUGCAAGUGGUGCUACGUCUCCCAUUGCCAACCCCAAGAGUGGUGAAUAUAUUGGUCAAGUUCUAUUAGACUUUUUCCCGCUCGGUUUGCGUGGUUCCAUGGAGAGUGCCAUACAGCAGCUGUCCUUUGUAAUCACACCAGGAAAAGAUAUCACUGGCGGCGACACGGUUAUUGGACCAAACAAAACGGAAGGUUGGAAAUCAGAGGCCAUUUCGGAUGCCUUGUUCCCACUGCUUGGCAAUGAUGGCGCUGAUGAACUUCGUAUGAACUUCAAAGAAAAGAUUCUCAAGCCAAUGAAGAAUGGCGAGAGUGAUGUUGUGGAAGUUAUGCUGGUGGAUGAAAAUUUUUCGCCAGAAUCCUACAUAUUGGCAUUUGCUCCUGUGACAUAUAGCUUGCUCCAACCCAUAGACCCAAGCGACUUUGCAGAAGGUGUCGAGGAAUCGAGCGAUGUUGUUUACUCUGUUGGAAUCGGAGAAAGUAAAUCUAAAAUCAAGGGUCCCUUUUACGAAGUAUAUGAACAAAUGAGGAAGGAGUUGGAAAACGGACCACGGAACUUUUUCAUGACGGUGAUUGGUGUGGUAACAACACUAUUUGUGAUAUUUACAAUAUAUGUUGCUCUGAAAGUCACAUCCCCGAUCAUUACAUUACUUGAGAUUGUUAGAGAUAUUAAUCGAGGUAUUUUCAGUGAAGAUAUUCCUCCACUUGAGGGUGGGUGCAAGGAAAGCAUGCAAGUGUACAGCAUCUUUUCACGACUGAAUAAGCUUGUCAUGGUAUCGAAUACUGCCUUCUUCGCGCACAAGAUGGACAAAGCAAAGCAUUUCCUCAAUACUGCACUGAAACUGUUUCAUAAGAUCGAUGAUGAAAAGGCAAUUGGAAUCGCAAGUAAUAACCUGGCAAACACGCUUUUUGCGACUUUGUAUGCUGAAUCACUGGAGACUGAACAGCCGCUUGUUUGUUCCAGCCCUGGAUUAUUGAAUCAAGCUAUACAGCAUUAUGAGAAAGCUGUGGAUGUGGCUCAAAACGAAUUUGAAAGUGCGCAUGUGAAAGACAAACCAAUCUUUGCGGAACGACUUGGCGAUCGGCUUUUCAAUAGAGGGAUGUUUCUGUUAUUCUGUUCCAGGUAUAGCUGUGCACCUCCAAACGCAAAGUCGGAAGGGUAUGAGAACAUCAGGCGAGUUCGAACACUACACUACGAACUGAGGGAUUAUCUUCUGGAAAACAGAUUGCUCUUUGAACAAUCUGCAUCAUAUUGGAACCGUCUGAUUCGCCGAAUCAAUUGUCUGCUUGCUUUCUACAACGACGAAGAGUUGCGGAAUCUAUGGGAUGCUGAAAAUCUUCUUGACGAAGCCGAUGAAGUCAUGAUGGCUCUGUGGCAAAUGCCUGCUGCUCCUCUCUUCACUGAAGUUACUCCUAAUGGCCGUCGACAACAAUUGGAAGGAGCUGCAAUCAUCCUUUGCCAUCAAAUCGGUCAUGAUGACCAAGCUUACCACCUUGCAAUGAGAAUGUUUGCACAAGAUGAGUACCUUCUAGAUGCAUCAUUUGUCCCUGCUGCAGAGACUCUUCUUGAUAUUGCCGAAGCUGGGGAAAUUGCAAUCUCGGCAAAGCUACAAAAUGAAUUGCGAACAAUGCUCCGAAACAGAUCAAGAAACCCCAUGGAAUUUCUGACGAUGGAAACCUUCUGA